Molecule: messenger RNA, 642 nt
Organism: Penicillium digitatum Pd1
Lineage: Eukaryota; Fungi; Ascomycota; Eurotiomycetes; Eurotiales; Aspergillaceae
Product: GNAT family N-acetyltransferase
Source: RefSeq, a predicted model, not a curated record
AUGAUCACAAAUCGCCCCGCUACUCUGGCCGAUAUCCCACAAGUUCGGGAUAUCAACCACUGGUACAUUGUUAACAGCUGUUCCACUUUUGCGACUACCCCACCACCGAUAUCCCACUAUGAGGACAUCCUCCGGGAUUUGAUGAGAAGAAACCUUCCAUUUUAUGUCGUCGUGUCUGAUACGCGGAAGACACCAGAUGGAGCAGAUUUAAUUCUUGGUUACGCGUAUUUGUCUCCUUUCCGUGGUCAUUUACUGUCCUAUGCACCGUCCGUUGAGGUGUCGAUCUUCAUGCGCUAUGACCAGCAGCAAUAUGGCUAUGGAACAAUUAUUCUUAGAAGGCUCUUGCGCCUGGUACAGGAGGGUGAAGUUGAACAUCACUGUGAGGAAAGAGUGGGCGAUAUUCCACGGAUUGGAUUUGGUAGCUCUGUGGGUGUUAUGAAGACUUCUCUUGUUCAGAAUAUCAUUGCGAUCAUACCGUAUGACACUGAGGCUCCCACUGAUGGGGAGAGACUGCGGAAAUGGUACAUGAAAUGGGGGUUUGUGGAGAAAGGGCAGUUGGAAAACGUUGGGAGAAAGAUGGGUCAUUGGAUUGAUACUGUCUAUCUUCAAUGGACAAUGCCAGAGCCAACAGACAGUGUGUAA